This is a messenger RNA of Ctenopharyngodon idella (grass carp), 2664 nucleotides long. RefSeq names its product zinc finger protein draculin-like. Gene Ontology annotation, biological process: regulation of transcription by RNA polymerase II. The coding region runs from base 180 to 2369 and encodes 729 amino acids. NCBI's taxonomy places the organism in Eukaryota, Metazoa, Chordata, Actinopteri, Cypriniformes, Xenocyprididae. The transcript is spliced from 3 exons. The record is from RefSeq and is a predicted model, not a curated record. Gene Ontology annotation, molecular function: RNA polymerase II cis-regulatory region sequence-specific DNA binding; DNA-binding transcription factor activity.
UUGAUUUUCGCUUCGCAUUGAUGACGUCACUGCCUAGCGCCAUCACAUCGUUGAGUGUUGUGAUGUGAUGUGAUGUGAGUUCUGCUCCUCACCUUCAGUGAAGCUUCUUCCACAGCGAUUCACCAGUAAAUGCUGGAAUAUUCCCAUCAGUCUAUAAGUGAAGAAGAUAGAUUUUGCGAAUGAACAUUGGAAACAUGAAUGACCCGGAACCCUUCAAAAUAAAGGAGGAAGAUACUGAAGAGCAAAUAGACCUGAAAGAAGAGAACAAGGAGAUUGAAGUACCGAUUGAAGUUGAAGUCAAAACUGAAGAAAAAUCCUUGAGUCCCUCAUUGAAAAGAAAUGUCAAAAUUAGUUUCACUUGCUCUCAGUGUGGAAAGAGUUUCUCAUGCGAGCAGAAUCUUAAACUUCACAUAAAACUUCAUCGUGGAGGGAAGCCGUACGCAUGUGAUCAUUGUGAUAAGAUUUUCACAAUAAAAGGAAACCUUGAUGAACACAUGAAAAUCCACACUGGAGAGAAGACAUACACAUGUGGUCAAUGUGGGAAGAGUUUCGCAGAAAAAGGAACAUUUGAGGAACACAGGAAAAAAUACAUUGUACAAAAGAAGUACACAUGUGAUCAGUGUGGGAAGAGAUUCCCAUAUAAAGGAAACCUUAAGGAUCACAUGAGAAUCCACACUGGAGAGAAGCCGCACACAUGUGAUCAGUGUGAGAAGAGUUUCACACAAAAAGGAGCCCUUAACGAACACAUGAAAAUCCACACUGGUGAGAACCUGUACACUUGUGAUCAGUGUGGGAAGAGUUUCACACGAAAAGGAGCCUUUAAUGAACACAUGAGAAUCCACACUGGGGAGAAGCCGCACACAUGUGAUCAGUGUGGGAAGAGUUUCGCACAAAAAGGAGCCUUUAAUGAACACAUGAAAAUCCACACUGGAGAGAAACCUUACACAUGUGAUCAAUGUGGGAAGAGUUACACACGAAAAGGAGCCCUUAAUGAUCACAUGAAAAUCCACACUGGAGAGAUGCCGUACACAUGUGAUCAGUGCGGGAAGAGUUUCAGAAAAUCAGGUGUUUUUAAAGUACAUCUACUUACUCAUUCUAGAGAAAGAGUAUAUAACUGUGACCAAUGCGGUACAAAAUUUUUUAGGGCAGAUUUUCUGAAGGACCACAUGAAAGUUCAUACAAAGGAGAAGCCUUAUGUCUGUUAUUUGUGUGGAAAGAGUUUUAGUCAGGUGGGUGCAUUAAAAAUACACCAGAAAAGACACAGCGGUGUAAAGGAUCACAUUUGCUCUGAGUGUGGUAAGACUUUUUUUACAGAUGGUGCACUGAAAGUGCACCAGUCAGUUCACACAACAGAAACACCUUACAAGUGUUCACACUGCGACAAAAGUUUCAAACGGCCCAUAUAUCUGAAAAUACAUGAGAGGAUCCACAGUGGAGAGAAGCCACAUGCAUGUGAUCAGUGUGGGAAGAGCUUCAGAUUAAAAGUAACCCUUAAAGAACACAUGCAAAUACACACAGGAGAGAAGCCACACACAUGUGAAAAGUGUGGGAAGAGUUUUGCACAAAAAGGAAAUCUUAACAUACACAUGAAAAUCCACAAUGGAGCAAAGCCGUACACCUGUGAUCAAUGUGGGAAGAGUUUCACACAUAAAGGAAACCUUAACAUACACAUGAAAAUCCACACCGGAGAGAAGCCGUACACAUGCGUUCAGUGUGAGAAGAGUUUCACACUAAAAGAACACCUUAAGAGACACAUGAAAAUCCACACUGGAGAUAAUUUGUACACGUGUGAUCAAUGUGAGAAGAGUUUCAGAAAGUUUAGCGUUUUUAAAUUACAUCUGCGUACUCAUUCUAGCAAAAGGCUAUGUAACUGUGACCAGUGUGGUAAACAAUUUUUUACGACUGAUGCCCUGAAGAACCACCUGAAAGUUCACACAAAGGAGAGGCCUCAUGCAUGUUCUUUGUGUGGAAAGAGUUUUAGAGAGCUGAGUACUUUAAAAUUACACCAGAAAAGACACAGUGGUGUGAAGGAUCAUGUUUGCUCAGAGUGUGGUAAGAGUUUUUUUACAGAGAGUGAGCUGAAAGUGCACCAGACAGUUCACACUACAGAAACACCUUACAAGUGUUUAGAAUGUGACAAGAGAUUCAAACGAUCAAUAUAUCUGAAAAUACAUGAGAGGAUCCACACUGGAGAGAAGCCGUAUCACUGUGAUUCAUGUGAAAAGAGUUUUACUCAGUUAUCUUCUCUAAUCUUUCAUAAAAAAAAAUGCAUGUCUGAAAAUACAGAAAGUAGUUUGAGUUCUGAUCCUGUACUUCCAGAUGUGAUGCUGCAUAGGGCUGCAUCAGAGAUUAUAUUGACAAUCGAUUAAUUGAAGGUUAUUAGAAUUAAUCGACUGAUCUUUGAUUAUUUCACAGAUUAAUCAGUAGGCUUUAACCAAUUAUUCAGCUUCUGCAGGUGGUUAAAAUAUUGAGUUAUAUAUGCUAGAAUGUUCUGUACUGUUGGUCAGAACCUGUAGGCAUGAAGUCAACUGAUUACCCAUUUGAUAAUAAGUACUAGUGUUUCUGUAUCUUAAGUUAGCUCGAGGCUGGAUCCUCUUACUCAUUUUCUACGGCCUUUGGAUGUGUGGAGAACUUUGUCUUCAGUAAACUCUCUGUCAACUUCAA